AUGCCCCCAGCAGUGAGGUGGUCAGCCCAGGGUGCGCGAUGGCUGUGGAUCUUCUGGGCAGCCCUGGGGCAGUGUCUGGGAUACAAUUCACAGCAGCAAAGGGUAGCUUUUCUUCAGCCUCCUGGUCAGAGUAACCUGCAAGCAAGUCUUGUGGAGUUUAAACCCAGCCAGAGAUGUAGCCCCGGAUACUAUCGGGAUAACAGAGACUUAUAUGGACGGUGUGUUCCCUGCAAUUGCAACGGACAUUCAAAUCGAUGCCAGGAUGGCUCUGGAAUAUGUAUUAGCUGCCAGCAUAACACUGCUGGGGAACACUGUGAGCGCUGCCAGGAGGGUUUCUAUGGGAACGCCAUCCAGGGAUCCUGCAGCGCCUGCCCCUGUCCUCAUUCAAACAGCUUUGCCACCGGCUGUGUUGUGACUGGGAUUAGCGUGCAGUGCUCCUGCAAACCUGGAUACGCAGGAACACAGUGUGAAAGGUGUGCUCCAGGAUAUUUCGGAAAUCCCCAGAAGUUUGGAGGUAGCUGCCAACCAUGCAAUUGUAAUAGCAAUGGCCAUUUGGGCAGCUGUGACUCCCUGACCGGAGAAUGCACAAACCAAGAACCCAAAGAUGGCAGCCCAGGAGAAGAAUGUGAUGAUUGUGACAGCUGUGUUAUGACACUCUUGAAUGACCUGGCCACCAUGGAGGACGAGCUCCGCUCAGUCAAGUCGCAGCUGCAGGAGCUGAGUGCCAGUGCGGGCACUCUGCAGCAGAUGGGUCACUUGGAGACCCAGACCAAGGACCUGAGGAACCAGCUGCUCAACUACCGUUCUGCCAUUUCAAAUCAGGGCUCAAAAAUGGAUGGCCUAGAAAAAGAACUGAGCAAUUUGAAUCGUGAAUUUGACACUUUGCAAGAAAAGGUUCAAAUAAAUUCCAGGAAAGCACAAACAUUAUAUAACAACGUUGAUCGGACAACCCAAAGCGCAAAAGAGCUGGAUGCAAAGAUUAAAAACGUCAUUCGAAAUGUGCACAUUCUUCUGAGGCAGAUCUCCGGGGCGGACGGAGGAGGGAGCAGCUUGCCACCCGGGGAGUUUGCCAGGAAGCUGGCCGAGGCCGAGCGCAUGCUGAAGGAGCUGCGGAGCCGCGACUUUGCAAGGAACCUGAGAGAAGCAGAAGCUGAAAAAAGAGAGGCUCAGCUCUUGCUGAAUCGGAUAAGGAGCUGGAUGGAAAACCACCAGGUGCAGAGCAAUGGACUUGUUAAGAACAUGCGGGAUUCUUUAAAUGACUAUGAAGCCAAACUCGCUGACCUCCGUACUGCGCUGCAGGAGGCAACAGCCCAGGCAAAUAAGGCCACUGGCCUCAACCAAGACAACGAGAGGACUUUGGAAUCCAUCAAGAGGCAAGUUAAAGAAAUGAAUUCCUUGCAGAGUGAUUUCACCAAGUCUCUAGCCACUGCAGACUCUUCCUUAUUGCAAACCAACGUUUUGCUGCAGCUGAUGGAGAAAAGCCAGCAGGACUAUAAAAAAUUAGCUGCCACUGUGAAUGAAGUAAGACAUGAACUAAGUGACAAAGUGAGAGAACUUUCCAAAUCCGCCAGCAAAGCAUUGCUGGUGGCGCAGGCAGAGAAGCACGCGCAGUCCUUACAGGAGCUGGCAAAGCAGCUGGAGGAGAUCAAGAGGAACGCCAGUGCGGAUGAGCUGGUGCGUCGUGCUGUGGACGCGGCCACUGCCUAUGAGAACAUCCUCAACGCCAUCAAAGCGGCGGAGGAUGCCGCCGACAAGGCCACUAGUGCCUCCGAGUCUGCCCUCCAGACAAUGACAAAGGAAGAUGUUCCAACAAAAGCUAAAACCCUGAGUUCCGACAGUGAUAAACUGUUAAAUGAAGCCAAGAUAACACAGAAGAAGCUACAACAAGAAAUCAGUCCAGCUCUGAACAACCUACAGCAAACUCUGGAAAUUAUGGCAGUUCAGAAAGGGAUGAUAGACGCCAAUAUUACUACCAUCCGUGAUGAUCUUCGUGGGAUAGAGAGAGAUGACAUCGAUGGUAUGAUCAGUAGUGCAAAGAGCAUGGUCAGAAAUGCCAAUGAUAUCACAGAUGAGGUUCUGGAUGGGCUCAACCCCAUUCAGACAGAUGUGGAAAGAAUUAAGGAUACCUAUGGGAGCACACACAGCGAAGACUUCAACAAGGCUCUGACUGACGCGGAUAACUCAGUAAGAAAAUUAACCAACAAACUGCCUGAUCUUUUGAGCAAGAUUGAAAGUAUCAACCAACAGCUGUUGCCACUGGGCAACAUCUCUGAUAAUGUGGACCACAUUCGAGAGCUAAUUCAGCAGGCCAGAGAUGCUGCAAAUAAGGUUGCUAUCCCCAUGAGAUUCAAUGGAAAAUCUGGAGUAGAAGUCCGACUGCCAAAUGACCUGGAAGAUUUGAAAGGAUACACAUCUCUUUCUUUAUUUCUCCAAAGACCUGAGUCAGGAGAAGAUGGAGGGACUGAGAAUAUGUUUGUGAUGUACCUCGGAAAUAAAGAUGCCUCCAGGGACUACAUCGGCAUGGCAGUCAUAGAUGGCCAGCUCACAUGUGUCUACAACCUGGGAGACCAGGAGGCGGAACUUCAAGUGGACCAGAUCUUGACCAAGAGUGAAACUCAGGAUGCAGUUAUGGACCGGGUGAAAUUUCAGAGAAUCUAUCAGUUUGCCAGGCUUAAUUACACCAGAAAAGCCACAUCCAGUAAACCAGAAACAGCUCAAUUCUAUGACACGGACAAUGGAAAUAGCAACACACUCCUCGAUUUGGAUCCUGAAAAUGUUGUAUUUUAUGUUGGAGGCUACCCACCUGAUUUCAGACUUCCUAGAAAACUUAGAUUCCCUCCAUACAAAGGUUGUAUUGAAUUAGAUGACCUCAAUGAAAAUGUUCUGAGCUUGUACAACUUCAAAGAAACUUUCAAUCUUAAUACAACUCAAGUGGAGCCUUGUAGAAGGAGAAAGGAAGAGUCAGACAAAAAUUAUUUUGAAGGUACGGGCUAUGCUCGAGUUCCAACUCAAACUUCAACUAUAACUGCUUCAGUCAAAACCUUUGGGCAGUCAAUUCAGACCACUGUGGAUAAAGGUUUGCUGUUCUUUGCAGAAAACCAGGAUCAAUUCAUCUCUCUAAAUAUAGAAGAUGACAGUCUCCUGGUGCUAUACAAACUGAAUUCAGAGCCACCAAAAGAAAAAAGAAUUAAAGAGCCCAUAAGCAAUGGGAAAGAUCAUUCGAUUCUGAUCAGAAUUCCAAAAGCCAUGAAAAGUAUGUACAUAAGUGUGGAUAGUCGCUCCAGUAUGAUUGAUGGUGAAAUAUUUGAUUUCAACACAUAUUAUCUGGGAGGAAUUCCACUUUCAAUCAGGGAAAGGUUUAACAUUUCUACACCUGCUUUCCGAGGCUGCAUGAAAAAUCUGAAGAAACCCAGUGGCGUGGUUAGGUUGAAUGAUACUGUGGGAGUAACAAAGAAGUGCUCAGAAGACUGGAAGCUCGUGCGAUCUGCCUCAUUCUCCAGGGAAGGACAACUGAGCUUCACCAAUUUGGACUUCCCAUUGUCCAGCCAGUUCCAGGCCUCCUUUGGGUUUCAGACCUUUCAACCCAGUGGCGUGCUAUUAAAUCAUCCUGCAGGGACAACUAGCCUACAGGUCUCCCUGGAAGAUGGUCACAUUGAGCUCAGCACCAGGGAUCGCAGCAGCCCAAUUUUUAAAUCUCCACAGACAUACAUGGAUGGUUUACUGCAUUAUGUGUCUGUAAUAAAUGACAACUCUGGACUCCAGCUUCUCAUUGAUGACCAGCCUCUGAAAAGUAACCAAAGGCUACAAAGCAUUUCAAGUUCCCAGAAAUCCCUGCGCCUGGGCGGGGGUGAUUUUGAGGGCUGUAUCAGCAACGUUUUUGUCCAGAGGUUGUCACAGAAUCCUGAAGUCCUAGAUUUGACCACUAAAUCUGUCAAGAGAGGUGUGUCCCUGGGAGGCUGCAGUUUGAACAAACCACCUUUUCUCAUGUUGUUGAAAGGUUCUGCAAGGUUUAGCAAAGCCAAGACUUUCAAUAUCAACCAGCCAUUGCAGGACACACCAGUGGCCUCCCCGAGGAGUGUGCAGGCGUGGCAGAAUGCUCAGUCUUGUCCAUCACCUCCCGGGGCCCAGGCCAGUCACGGAGCCCUCAGGUUUGGGGACAGUCCCACCAGCCACUUGCUAUUCACGCUUCCCCAGGAGUUGCUAAAACCCAGGUCACAAUUUGCUGUGGACCUGCAGACAACAUCCUCCAGGGGGCUUGUGUUUCACACAGGCACGAAGAACUCCUUUAUGGCUCUCUAUCUCUCCAAGGGACGACUGGUCUUUGCUUUGGGGGCAGAAGGGAAAAAACUGAGGCUCAAAAGCAAAGAGAAGUGCAAUGAUGGGAAGUGGCACACGGUGGCAUUUGGACAAGAUGGAAAGAAGGGACGCUUGGUUGUAGAUGGUCUGAGGGCCUGGGAGGGAAGUUUACCUGGAAAUUCCACCGUCAGCCUCAGAACAUCAGUUUACCUGGGAUCGUCUCCAUCAGGGAAACCAACAAGCCUCCCCAAAAACAGCUUUGUGGGAUGCCUGAGGAACUUUCAGUUGGAUUCGAAACCACUGGACACCCCUUCUGCAAGCUUUGGGGUGUCUCCCUGCUUGAUUGGCUCUUUGGAGAAAGGCAUUUAUUUCUCCCAAGAAGGAGGUCACAUCAAACUAGCUAACUCUGUGUUGUUGGGGCCAGAAUUUAAGCUCGUUUUCAGCGUCCGCCCGAGAAGUCUCACGGGAAUCCUGAUACACAUCGGCAGUGGGCCCCAGAGGCACUUGUGUGUUUACAUGGAGGCAGGAAAGGUUGUGGCCUCUGUGGACAGUGAGGCAGGUGGGAUCUUGACAUCAGUCACACCUAAGCAGUCUCUGUGUGAUGGACAGUGGCACUCAGUGGCAGUCACCAUAAAACAACACAUCCUGCACCUGGAACUGGAUGCAGACAACAGCUACACAGCCGGACGGCUCCCCUUCCCGCCUGCCAGCACUCAGGAGCCACUACACAUUGGAGGUGUCCCAGAUUUGAAGACCCUGAAGCUCCCUGUCUGGAAAUCAUUUUUCGGCUGCCUGAAGAAUAUUCAAGUCAACCACAUUCCCAUCCCUGUCACUGAAGCUGUGGAAGUCCAGGGGACUGUCAGUCUGAAUGGCUGUCCCGACCACUAACUCAAACCGAUCACACAGUGAGGAGAUUCACCUUUAAAAGCACUGAUAAGCAACGCACCUCCCUCUCCCUGCUCAAGGUCAUUCUUGACUUAAGACACCAUGCAAACGGAUUCAGUAGCAAAUCCAAUUUUGAAAGUCGACCACACAUAACCAUCAUUUUGGCAUUCAGUGCUACAUAUUAUUUUAUAUAAAAAUCCCAGUUCUUGAAGAUGGUGAGCAAAUUGUUAUAUGCUUUUGGUAAUAUCAUUUCCCACUAAAAAUGAAAUGUCUUUUAAAGAACAUUAUUUGCCACUUGUUAAAAAAUAAAUAUCUUU
Molecule: messenger RNA, 5498 nt
Organism: Miniopterus natalensis
Lineage: Eukaryota; Metazoa; Chordata; Mammalia; Chiroptera; Miniopteridae
Gene: LAMA3
Product: laminin subunit alpha 3
Biological process (GO): cell adhesion; regulation of cell migration; axon guidance
Cellular component (GO): basement membrane
Molecular function (GO): signaling receptor binding; extracellular matrix structural constituent
Source: RefSeq, a predicted model, not a curated record